Vigna radiata var. radiata (mung bean) is the source of this 270-nucleotide messenger RNA. RefSeq names its product outer envelope protein 61-like. The transcript is spliced from 3 exons. The record is from RefSeq and is a predicted model, not a curated record. The coding region runs from base 1 to 270 and encodes 89 amino acids. Lineage: Eukaryota; Viridiplantae; Streptophyta; Magnoliopsida; Fabales; Fabaceae.
AUGAGAAGCGCUUCUCAGUCAAACUUUUCCUCCAGUCCUGAUCUACAAGAGCAGAUGAGAAACCAGAUGAAAGAUCCAGCCAUGCGGCAGAUGUUCACAUCCAUGAUUAAAAAUAUGAGCCCGGAAAUGAUGGCACACAUGGGUGAACAAUUUGGUGUUAAGCUUUCACCAGAAGAGGCAGCAAAAGCUCAGAAAGUUGUCUCAUCCAUGUCACCAAAGAGCUUGGAUAAAAUGCCUCAAUCUGGCUCUAAAGUUUGUCCUCCAUCAUGA